Messenger RNA from Penicillium expansum, 1686 nucleotides. Its product is annotated as Major facilitator superfamily domain, general substrate transporter. The record is from RefSeq and is a predicted model, not a curated record. The coding region runs from base 1 to 1686 and encodes 561 amino acids. The transcript has 14 exons. Gene Ontology annotation, molecular function: transmembrane transporter activity. Gene Ontology annotation, biological process: transmembrane transport. NCBI's taxonomy places the organism in Eukaryota, Fungi, Ascomycota, Eurotiomycetes, Eurotiales, Aspergillaceae.
AUGACUGAACAUCUUAAAGGAGACGGUGGUGAAUCGGGAACGCUGCCCGCGCUGGAGGCUCACACCUCCAGCUCUAUCAUAUCCCAGCUCAGUACGAACCACGCUGGGUCUUGCGAUAUGGAAGAGGAGAAGGAGGAAGUGAGAGCCAUCACUGGGGUCAAGUGGAUUUUGGUUGUGACUGCUAUCUUGUCCAGCCAUAUGCUCUUCGCUCUCGAUAAUACCAUUGUGGCUAAUAUUCAACCGGCUAUUGUAGCGCAAUUCAAUGAAGCUGAUCAGAUUUCAUGGCUCUCUGUCGGAUUUACUCUUUGCUCUUCUGCAACCGUGCUUCCUUGGUCCAAGGUGUACGCGACUUACAAUGCCAAAUGGCUUUAUAUCGGGUGCGUCAUUCUGUUUAUGGCAGGUUCCGGUCUGUGUGGGGGUGCUCCGAACAUGAAUUCUAUGAUCGUUGGCAGAGCAAUGGCUGGCGCUGGAGGAAGUGGCAUGUACUUCGGUGUCUUGACACAAUUGUCCGUUAAUACGACAGUGUCUGAACGUCCCUUCUAUAUUGGAUUGACUGCUGUCUCAUGGGGUAUCGGAACAGUCACCGGUCCGGCCAUUGGAGGCGCAUUCGCUGAAAGUUCCGCUACCUGGCGUUGGGCCUUCUACAUCAAUCUUGUUAUUGGAGCAGCCUUCGCCCCGGUAUAUCUCCUUCUCCUACCUUCAUUCGAGCCCCUCCCAAAUGCCACCUCUAAGGAAAAGGCAAUGAAUAUCGACUGGGUUGGCAGCGUCCUUUUUAUAGGUGCUUUAACUACCUUAAUUAUGGGCAUUGACUUUGGAGGUGUGGAAUGGCAAUGGGGCAGCGGUCAGUCAAUUGCUCUCUUUGUGGUGUCAGGCGUGCUCUUCGUCGUAUUUGGGGUACAGCAGACCUUCUUCAUCUUUUGCAAUGAGCAAACCCGACUGUUCCCGAUUCACUUCCUCAAAAGACGCUCCCUGUUGCUUUUAUUUAUUCUCAACACGAGUGCCAGCAGCGGGCUGUUUAUUGCGGUUUAUUACAUCCCAUUAUUCUUCCAGUUCACACAGGGAGAUACGGCCAUCCACACGUCGUUGCGUCUUCUACCUUUCGUGCUGGUCCUUAUCUUCACGAUCAUUGCAAACGGCCACAUGAUGUCUAAGUUCGGGUACUAUAUUCCAUGGUACUUCUUCGGUGCCGCCUUUGAGCUGAUCGCCGCCGUGUUGAUGUAUCGCGUCAAGGCCGAUACCUCUGCCAGUGCAAUAUACGGAUACACAGCUCUGAUGGCCUUGGGCGUUGGUGCCUACAAUCAGGCAGGCUACAGUGUGGUGCAGGCAAAGGUUCCGAAAGCUGAGAUCCCAUGGGCCUUGGGCUUCAUGAUGGUUUCCCAACUGGGAGGCAUUGUCUUAGCCUUGGGCAUGGCAGGUGCUAUCUUCGUCAACAAGACAACAAAGGAACUUCUACAGUUGCUCCCGGAUUCCAAUCCUGCUGAUGUCAAGAAUUCCAUUGCGGGAACUUCUAGUGGAUUCUUCAAGACCCUAACGAAGUCGCAGCAGACCGCAGCUCUGGAUAUUAUUGUUUCCGCCAUCGAUGAUGUAUAUGUUCUUUUAAUCGUUGCCGGUGCGCUCGGUGUCCUCCUCUCGCUCUUCUUGAAGCGUGAGAAGUUGUUCAUGGAAGCAGCAGCCGGUGGUGCUUAG